Messenger RNA from Lolium perenne, 882 nucleotides. Lineage: Eukaryota; Viridiplantae; Streptophyta; Magnoliopsida; Poales; Poaceae. The record is from RefSeq and is a predicted model, not a curated record.
AUGUGGUCCGAUUACGGACGUCCUCCUAGCGCUCCUCCUAGCCCUCCACCACGGAGGAAGAAUGCCCAGCCACGGCGACUUCGUACCCCUUCUCCUAGUCCUCCCCCAGCCGAGGAUGAUGACGAGGAGCAGUGGGGUGGGGAGGACGAGGAGGACGGUGAGGAGCACGGUGGGCAGGAUGAGGAGGAUGGUGGGGAGGACGGUGGGGAGGACGGUGAGGAGGACGGUGGGGAGGACGGUGGGGAGGACGGUGGGGAGGAGCUCGAGGAGGAUGAGGGGUUGGGGGGUUUGCCGCAGGAGCUAAACAAAGACCUAGCUUGGUAUCCGCCCGAGGAGGAGGAGUACGUUGCAGCCGAGGAGAGGCUGGAACCACGGGACAAGAAGCCGUAUAAGCGCGGGAUUACGAAACUCCCCAAGCUAAAAACUUGGGCCUUCCGCGAUGUUGUUCUCGUGCCCGCUGGAAAGAGCAUGUUCAAGUAUGGUGACCCGAGGAGGCUCCCGACACGUGAGUACUCGAACAUACUUGGAGGCCUAAUUAGGAAGCAUUUCCCUGGGAUUGUCAAUCUCCCUAGUGGUGGCCGCGAUGUGGCUUGGACUUGGAAGCACUACAGCUACGCGGAAGAUCCUAGCGGCAAGUGCGCCAACAUGCAAGAGCGGGUUGUCCGCCACUUCUGGAAAUACUUCACGAGGGCUGAGGGCAAGGAAAUUGCGUGCGACGUUAUCUUACACGAGUUGUGCAGGGUGAGGGUGACUGGCAUGCACUACGAGGCACGUGUCCAGUGCGUUCGCGAUCGGCACGCCGAGCGCAAAGUUUGGAUGAGUAAGGCUGAUUGUCGGGAUACGCUCAUGGCACCGUGGCAGUACCUGCAGUUUAUGUUCUAA